Sphenostylis stenocarpa is the source of this 333-nucleotide messenger RNA. The record is from the annotation of a GenBank genome assembly. Lineage: Eukaryota; Viridiplantae; Streptophyta; Magnoliopsida; Fabales; Fabaceae.
AUGCAAUCCCUGUCGCUCACCAAGAGGCUCUCCAAUUCCAAGCUUCUCUUCAGAAUCUCUUCCAACCUCGUCGCUCACGCAUCCUCCGCCACCGCCUCUCCCCCCUCUCCACCGCCACCGUCGCCUUCGAUCCCCGCCUCCUCUGCUCUCGCCAACCUUCUCACCGCUCCGUGGUCCACAACUCAGUCCCGCGGAAUCGCUCUCUCUGGAUCUGACGUUAGAGUUGGGAAUCUCAUCGGAAACCGAGGUUUAAAUGUUUUCGCGUUCUUAAACUCUAUCGCUCCUGUGAAGGAACUGGCAAAACCCCACUUGAGGUUCCGACUCACACUGUAG